ACACACAUUUACGUUUAUUUUAUCAAUUUUUAAAGAUGCGUUUCUCUAUUAUUGCACUUGCAUUUUUAUUCACUAUUUUAAGUAUUGUUCGCGCAGAGGUGGCUAUGAGCUAUCCCUCUACUCAAUUGGUAAAGAAUAGAUAGAUUGUUUUUUAAUGCUUUGUAUAGAUUUAAAUAUUUUCAAAGUAUUAACCCUAAUAUUAUAAUAUCCCUUCUUUUAGUUAACCGGUGAUAAUAUUGAAGAAGAACUAACUCGUCGAAUUACUUUUAUGCGACGUACUGAUGAAGAAAAUGGACACACAAAAGCAUCUGGUAGUCAAUCUGAAAAUGCUAGUUCCCCAACUGUUAGUUCAGGAAAUGAUGGUGAUCAUGCUACUGGUAGCAAAAAAGAAAAAGAAACUCAUUCCUCUCCAGCUAAUGAACCAGCAGCUAAAAAGACAACUACUACUGCCAAAAAUAAUAAGAAUGGUAGUUUCAAUAGCCCUACUAUCUUGCAAGGUGGUACCUUCUUUUACAUUGCCAUUAGUGUUACUACUUUCCUUUGGAUUACUGGUAAAGCCAUUGAUAUCCAAAUGAAUCGUCAAGAGCGUUAUGCUGAAAAAAUAGCCAAUAGUAUCUAAAUCUUUCCUAUUUGACAUAUCCAUCAUACAUAUCUAUAACAUGCAUACAUACACUUAUUACUUUCCCUCCCUCUUAUAUAUAUAUAUAUACCUUUAGAAGAGCGAACUAUAUUAUUCAUUUCCCUCAAAGAUAACAAACAAACUUGUAUUGACUUCAAAUUAUCCCAAUUUUAUUAUUAUCUCUAAUGUACGCAUAUUCCCUAACUCUAUCAGUCUCGCUUUACUCCACUUUUCUAUAUAUAUUUAUUAUACACAUUAUUGAUUAUUAACUGUAUAAUUUCUUAUUUUCUAUCAUAUCAAUCAAAAAUAAAUAAACGCUG
Messenger RNA from Cokeromyces recurvatus, 939 nucleotides. RefSeq lists its product as uncharacterized. NCBI's taxonomy places the organism in Eukaryota, Fungi, Mucoromycota, Mucoromycetes, Mucorales, Mucoraceae. The record is from RefSeq and is a predicted model, not a curated record. Bases 269 to 619 code for a protein of 116 amino acids. The transcript has a single exon.